This is a messenger RNA of Prorocentrum cordatum, 1863 nucleotides long. Lineage: Eukaryota; Dinophyceae; Prorocentrales; Prorocentraceae. The record is from the annotation of a GenBank genome assembly.
GAAGGGCAGGGCGAGGACGAGGACGACCGCGGCGUCGCGCCGCUCCGCAGCCGCGCCGGCCUCCGCGGGCGGGGGCCGCUCGGGGAUGGCGGCCCGCCUCCGGCGGGGCCGCCAUGACGCGCGGGGCCAGCUCGGGCUCCUCGUCCGAGAGGUCGAACGCCUCCAAGGGCGAGGGGGCGAAGGCCGAGAAGGCCAAGUUGAAGGGCAAGGCGAAGGGCCAGAAGGCGAAGAAGGACGCGAAGCCGCCCGCGUCCGCCUCCAGCCAGGACGCCUCGGCCUCCAGGUCCUCCUCGCUGGAAGACGGCAAGAAAGGCAAGAGGGGCAAGAAGAAGGCCUCAGGCACCAGCGACUCCUCGGACCAGUCGGACGUCGACGGGCUGGAGCCGGAGUGGCAGAAGGUCGAGGGCCUCAAGCGGGAGCUGAAGCAGAGGCAGGCCGCCAGCAAGAUCGCCGAGGCUGGGCUAGAGGACCUGAAGACGAGGUCUGCCGUGGCCUCAGAGAUUUGCAAGGAGGCCGGCGAGAAGAGCUCCGCCACCCGGGCCGAGGCCGAGGCCGCCGCAGAGCAGCUUAGGGCCGCCAAGGCGGCGGCGGUUGAGGCGGCCAAGCGGCACAAGGCCGCGGAGGCGAGCGCCGAGAAGGCCACCAAGGACCUCGAGGAAAUCAACUCGAAGCUCGAGGAUGGCAAGAACGCGGCGAAUAUGCUGGCAGGGGAGGUUGCGGGAGUGAGGAAGAAAAUCGAGAAGGCCAUCAAGAGGGCGGAGGAGGCCGACAAGAAGAGGGCGGCAGAGGAGGCCGCCCGCAAGAAGGCCGAGGAGGAGGCGGCGGCCGCCAAGCGGCGCGCCGCCGACGCCACCAAGAAGGCGCGGCGCUCCCGCACGCGGUCGUCCAUCAGCCGGCACAGGUCGCGGGACUCUAGGGGGCGCUCCAAGUCCAAGCGCAGGAGGUCGCCGUCUCGGGACCGCGACAAGGACCGCGACCGCAAAGACAAGGACGCCGACCGCAAAGAUAAGGACGCCAAGGGCGACAGGGACCGCCGGGACGACCGCCAGCGUUCCCGCGACCGCCGGCCGCGCUCGGAGGCGAGCAGGAGGUCCAAGAGCGCCUCGCCGCUGAAGAGGCGGCGGCCGCCUGAGCAGGCCAAGUCCCGGAGCCGGUCCAUCAGUCGGCACCGGCAGCCGCGCGCGCAGGAGGGUCCGCGCGAGGCCGGGCGGCGGGAGAGGUCCAAGAGCAUCCCCCGCGGCAAGGAGAGGGCGCCGGCGCCGCACAGGGUCCGCGAGCGGUCCCGGAGCAUCCCCCGCGAGCGGGGCCCCGAGCAGCAGCGGCGGCGCUCGCCCUCGCGCAGCAGGCGCCCGCCCACGCCGCCGCCGAGGCCGAAGGCUUCGGAGGACGCACCGGUGGCUGCCAGCGGGCGGAAGUCUCGCUCGAGGUCGAGGCGGAAGUCCCGUUCCAAGUCCAGGCGGAAGUCGCGCUCCAAGUCGCGCUCCAAGUCCAGGCGGAGGGAGAGACCGCCGACUCCGCCCCCGAAGCCGAAAGCACCGGAGGACGCCCCGGCGGCCACCAACGGGCGGAAGUCGCGCUCCAAGUCGAGGCGGAAGUCACGCUCCAAGUCGAGGCAGAAGUCGCGCUCCAAGUCGCGGCGGAAGUCGCGCUCCAAGUCGGCGCGGAAGUCGCGCUCCAAGUCGGCGCGGAAGUCGCGCUCCAAGUCGGCUUCGAAGUCCCGCAGCAAGUCGCUCACCCUGGGCGUGAGGAUGCCGCACGACCAGGCGGGAGCCGCUCGCGCGGAGGGCUCGCACCGCCCGGGGCUCCUGGGGCGGCAGGGGGAGGGGGCCAGUCGUCAAGUUUUCGGGUUGUGUAUUUGGGUGC